UGUUGUGACAGAUAGCCUAGUCUUACGGAAGCAAUUCGUGGCGGACGAAAACAAACCCAGUUCUUUUACCCGUUUGCAACGAAUACAACAGUGAACUGCGGUCCUUCCUCUAUGAAAGAAAGUGUCGAUAUAUAUUUAGCGUAAAACGUGUUAGUGUGGUGGCUAAGAGGAGACGAAUAGAUGUCUGAUGUACCAGAAUCGUCUGAUAAAAAGGAAGAGGAGACCAACAUCCCUGAUCCCGAGGAGGAGGAAUCUGACGACAGCAGUGACGAAGGCGAAGGUGGUGCGUCGGGGGAAGCGGAGAUGGAUUUUCUUCGCAACCUCUUCUCUCGGACUCUGGGCCUAGGGCCCAGUGAGAAAGUUCUGGAUGAGCUCACUUUAGAUGGCGUGGCUCGAUACAUGCAGAGCGGCACCUGUAAAAACAUCAUCUGCAUGGUGGGAGCAGGGAUAUCCACAUCGGCUGGUAUCCCUGAUUUUCGCUCUCCUGGCACCGGACUGUAUGCCAAUCUGCAGAAGUAUAACCUGCCUUAUCCAGAGGCCAUCUUUCAGAUCGACUACUUUAAGAAACAUCCUGAGCCUUUCUUUGCCCUGGCCAGGGAGCUGUACCCAGGGCAGUUCAAGCCCACAGUGUGUCACUACUUCAUCAGGUUGCUGAAGGAGAAAGGUCUGCUUCGACGCUGCUACUCACAGAACAUCGACACCCUGGAACGCGUGGCCGGGCUGGAAGGAGACGAUCUGAUCGAGGCCCACGGGACGUUCUACACCUCCCACUGCGUCAGCUUCUCGUGCCGCACGGAGUACAACCUGGACUGGAUGAAAGAAAAGAUCUUCUCAGACGAGAUUCCCAAGUGUGACAAAUGCAGUGGCCUGGUCAAGCCUGACAUCGUGUUUUUCGGUGAGAAUCUCCCGGCCCGGUUCUUCACCUCGAUGAAGAUGGACUUCCCUCGCUGUGACCUCCUCAUCAUCAUGGGAACAUCCCUGCAGGUUCAGCCCUUUGCUUCUCUGGUCAGCCGAGUCCCAAAAAGCACUCCCAGACUGCUCAUUAACAUGGAGAAGACUGGGCAGUCAGAUGCCCUGAUGGGGAUGUUGGGUUUUGGAGGGGGCAUGGACUUUGACUCAGAGAAAGCCUACAGAGACGUGGCGUACCUGAGCACCUGCGAUGAAGGCUGCUUGGCCCUUGCUGACCUGCUGGGCUGGAAGGUGGAACUGGAAGAGUUGGUGAAACGGGAGCACGAAAUGAUUGACAGCAAAGACAAGAAAGACAAAGCCAAGCCAGCCAAUCAGAGCCCUGGGGCAGCACAGGGAAAUGCUGGGGCGGAGACAGGGAAGAGUGACAAGGCCGAGUAACCAAUGAACGGGCAGCGCAGAUCAUGACCAACACUUAGCCAAUCCUGAGCCUGUCUCCGGCAGCCGAGUGAUGCAAAUAAGACUGCACUUUGAAUUAUGUUUCAGUCUCCCUGUGAGGCAGUAGUUUGUACUUCCUGCAUCCUGUCUUCUUCCUUCCUGUCCACUGUUGUUCCUCUGCUGCAUCAAGCAACAAGCAAUAUACACAGUGUCAUCCAGGAAAACAGGGGCGUAAGCGGAGGAGAAAGACAGACAAGAGAUUUGCACACUAAGGCCACUCAAGUUUGCUAAUUGAAUUGGGUCAGUCUUGACUGGAAGAGGAAGUGACAUAGAGAAUUGGAUACCAACAAGGCAAUUUUUUCAAAAUGGUUUACCAGAGGAGCAAACUUAUAGGUGAUGUAAAUAUAAACACUGAUGGAGUGGUGUCUUCUCUUCCUAGUGCCGCUAUAUUUCUCUUAUCAGUAAUGGCUACUAAUAUAUACUGAACUGAUUUCAAGAUUUUUUUAAUGGAUGGUUUAAUAUAAUUUCUCUUUCAAAAAAUAUUUACUAGAUAUUACCAACACCUUUUGUCUGAUUUUAUUUAUAUGUUAAUAUUGGCUGGUGUGGUUUCUAUAUCUGAAUAAUGGAGGCAAAAUUGAAUUGACUGUAGGGGAUAUUUGCAUGACAGUACACCUUGUGGCCUCAAGGUGGAGACAACGCACAAUCUGGGUGAAGCUAUCAGGCAAGGGCGAGUAACAGGUAAAAAUAAAUCAAGUUCCAAUAUCUAAAAA
This is a messenger RNA of Anguilla rostrata (American eel), 2114 nucleotides long. It is a transcript of the gene sirt2, whose product is annotated as sirtuin 2 (silent mating type information regulation 2, homolog) 2 (S. cerevisiae). Gene Ontology annotation, cellular component: nucleus. Lineage: Eukaryota; Metazoa; Chordata; Actinopteri; Anguilliformes; Anguillidae. The coding region runs from base 181 to 1347 and encodes 388 amino acids. The transcript is spliced from 16 exons. Gene Ontology annotation, molecular function: histone deacetylase activity, NAD-dependent; NAD+ binding; transcription factor binding. The record is from RefSeq and is a predicted model, not a curated record.